This is a messenger RNA of Penicillium canescens, 906 nucleotides long. RefSeq lists its product as uncharacterized. Gene Ontology annotation, biological process: transport. Gene Ontology annotation, molecular function: transmembrane transporter activity. Bases 1 to 906 code for a protein of 301 amino acids. The transcript has 4 exons. Lineage: Eukaryota; Fungi; Ascomycota; Eurotiomycetes; Eurotiales; Aspergillaceae. The record is from RefSeq and is a predicted model, not a curated record.
AUGCCUUCCGACUUCUGGGCCGGCUACCUAAGCGGAGCACUGGGAAUAAUUAUCGGAAACCCUCUUGAUGUCAUCAAAGUCCGGCUGCAGGCGGGAGAUGUGCAUGCAGCUGCAUCACCAACACAUCUAACCCGCCUGGAAAAAGCAACCUCACUAGUGCGAGGUGCCGCCGCUCCAAUCUUGGGAUAUGGAGCUCUCAACGCCAUCCUCUUCGUGGCAUACAACCGAUCACUUACAGCCCUAGACGAUUCCAUAACAGACCCUACCAAUCCAGUCGAUGUCUCACCGUACAAGGUCUGGCUUGCCGGAGCCGCAGGCGGACUGGCCAGCUGGACAAUCUCAUCACCAACUGAAUUCAUCAAGUGUCGAGCACAGCUGGAUCCCCGAGCCGAAGUGUCAUCGUGGGCGGUGGCUAAGGAUAUCAUCCGCACGCGCGGCUGGAGCGGUCUUUACUUUGGUGGAGGUAUUACUAGCGCCAGGGAUGCAAUUGGCUAUGGAUUCUAUUUUUGGUCUUACGAACUUUGCAAACGAUUUAUGAAUUCUGAUGAUGAUGAUGCAUAUCAAUCCGCUAUGAAUAUUUUGCUUUGUGGGGGUGUUGCUGGAGUCGUUACUUGGGGUUCGGUUUUCCCCUUGGAUAUGAUUAAGACGAGGUUGCAGGCGCAGACCAUUGGUGACCAUGGCCGGGUCACCGAGACCCAGGCUUUGUUAGGACGUCGGACCUUGAGCUCUUUCCAGAUUGCCAAGGAAACAUAUCGGGCCGAGGGUGUCAAGGCAUUCUACCGUGGUCUUGGGGUUUGCAGUGUUCGAGCAUUUAUUGUGAAUGCUGUACAGUGGGCGGCAUAUGAAUGGUUCAUGAAAAGCUUCAACCAAUUGGGCCCACAAGUGAAGUUGCAACCGGGGAUAUGA